Molecule: messenger RNA, 2035 nt
Organism: Amoebophrya sp. A25
Lineage: Eukaryota; Dinophyceae; Syndiniales; Amoebophryaceae
Source: the annotation of a GenBank genome assembly
ACUCAAUGCUAGCUCAAAAAGUCAAUGCACUUAAGUGCUCAUGAUGUAAGUUGUCCUGACAGCACGUCACUAUAAGGACGUCUCUCUCAGGCAACAUAUGUGGCCAUCCCUUUUUAUCGUGCUACGGAACCCGUGGACUUCCUUGACACCCGCGACUAAAAAGUGUUGAUUGAUUUUGUCUGUGUUUCUUAUUUUCUUAUUUUCUUGAGACUUGACCUUUACAACAGAGUCUGCCUCGUUCAUCUGCCGUUGAUCCUUUUCCUUUCCUUGUUCUUACCCUGCCUUGUUUUAGUGACGAGUAAUCUCACGAGUAGACAAGAUGGCGAACGAAAGCGCGAAGUUCAUGAAGAACGCCUAUAUAGGCUGGACGUCAACGGCGGGCUUGCACUAUGACUUUAACUAUGACGCAGAGAAAGUCCGCGCGCUCAACGAGAAGGAGAAGUGGCGACUCAAAAGAGAGGGCAAAUGGAAGAAACAGCAGAUUGAAAUGACCAUGAUCGUGCCCUUCACGUUCACCUGCGAAACAUGUGCCGAAUUCGUCUACAUAGGUACUUUUACGAUUUCUGUACGUACUUUAGCAUUUCUUGUGAACAAUGCUUCACCUAUUACAUGAGCCUUUUGACAACGACAGUCACAACACUAAAACGCAAAGAAUUCUUAGAAACCUCGUGAAGCUUAUAUAUACUUUCAUACCCAUGCGACCGAGGUAACACAACGCAAGCAUUUGUAUUCAUGUCUAUCAUGAAGCUUCACCGUCCGCUAACCACGAUGAAUAUCAAUCAAUCUAUCAGGUAAAAAGUUGAACUUUAAGAUGGAGCGAGUACGUGGAGAGUACCAGUGUGGACUAAGCAUUUACCGUUUCUUUGGAAAAUGUCCACACUGUCAAUCCGGGUUUACGUUCAAGACGGAUCCGAAGUCUCAAGGUUACGUCAUGGAAAGCGGUGGUUCACGAGCUUACGAACACGGACAAACGGUUCUGGAAGGGGAGAAACUACUAGAAGAAGAGAAAGAAGAUUUAUGGAAAGGGAUUGUUUCAACUUCAUUUUUUGCGUCACAUGUUGAAAUUGAAAAGAAGCUAGCAUGAUCGCUAGCAGUUUCAAACAUUUAUAUUUACCCCACAAGGAGUAAGAACAUAAGAAGUUACAACUGUGGCAUUUCCUCUAUCUGAAGGUCCCCCUUCUAGGGCACUACUGGCGUCUUUUCUACCUCUCAAUGAUUAUGCUUUUUUCUAAGUUUAGCCGCGGCAGACAAGAUGCGGGAAAUUCAGCAGGCCGCCGAAAGCGCCGCGGAGCAGAUGCGCGUGCAGGAGGCGCUUGAGGAGACGAUGGCCAUUCAGAAACGGGCAGGCCGAGAUCGCGACAUGGUCAUUAACCAGGCUCUAGCGGCUCUAGACUUUUUAUACAGCGCAGCCCAGGACCGAGCGAUCCUCCAGGACGAGGACGGCAGUGGUGGCGCUAGGGAGGCAGAGACGGCAGCGGAGGACCUGGAGGAGUAUCUAGCCUUCAUGGCCAGAAUGCAGGUAGAAGCGGAUGAACUGAGAAACGCAAAGAUAGACCGGGAACUCCGCAACUUCGAGGCUGGCGGGAGUGCGGCUAGCAGCUCCACUGGAGGUGGGCUUGAGUCAUUUACAGGUCAAGAUCUGGUGACAGAGAUUGGCCCAGCCAUGGAGCCAGGGACCCUAAACAAGCCCGAAAAAGACGUUUUCGGAGACGCUGAGGCGGCGGACGUGGAGAAGCAAGCCGUGCAACCAAAGGCGGCGCAAAGCAAAGGUGGCGUAAACAAAAAACCGCAACUGCGCAAGAAAAGAGCGCCGCUCACCGCAGACGCGCAGGUGAGGGAACGAAGUCCAAAACGAGAAGAAAAAGUCAAAGCGUUUAGCACGGGAUACAGUGACUCUAGCGAUUGACGAUGCUCAUUGUACAACUACAAAUGCAGACGAUAUGUUCUCGAUGAACCUCCCUUAUCCCCAUUCCCAUGUCGUACCAUGAUUCAAUUUUUUUUCGCGAAAGAAGAACUAAUCCCGAAUGAGCCAGGC